AUGCCGAUGUUUCUGAAUCUCGAAGAAAGCAGUGAUUGGAUGUUUAAAAAGAGCGAGAAGAGGACGAUGGACGCUUUCGUACUUUCUCACGUGGUACAAAGUGACUAUGAGUUCCUUAUAAAUAGAAGGCUCGUAACCCUUUUUACCGCACCGCACUACUGUGGAAAAUUCGAUAACGCUGCAGCGGUGAUGAAAAUCAACAAAGACCUGCUGUGCUUGUUCAAGGUAGGAGCGAACUACUUUUUAGCACAUCCGAAGGCUCUCCGUUCUCUACUUGGUUUCAUUAGAGUAUUUUACGAAACGCUGAAUUUCUAG
Messenger RNA from Angiostrongylus costaricensis, 315 nucleotides. The record is from the annotation of a GenBank genome assembly. NCBI's taxonomy places the organism in Eukaryota, Metazoa, Nematoda, Chromadorea, Rhabditida, Metastrongylidae.